Talaromyces amestolkiae is the source of this 1839-nucleotide messenger RNA. RefSeq lists its product as uncharacterized. The coding region runs from base 1 to 1839 and encodes 612 amino acids. The record is from RefSeq and is a predicted model, not a curated record. NCBI's taxonomy places the organism in Eukaryota, Fungi, Ascomycota, Eurotiomycetes, Eurotiales, Trichocomaceae. Gene Ontology annotation, molecular function: flavin adenine dinucleotide binding; oxidoreductase activity, acting on CH-OH group of donors. The transcript is spliced from 2 exons.
AUGGCAUCCGUCGACACUUCAUCGCUCACUGACUUGCGUGAGCAAUAUGACUACAUUAUUGUAGGCGGAGGGACUUCAGGUCUAGUAGUUGCUAGCCGCUUGACCGAAGACCCAGCGGUCAGCGUGCUUGUGCUCGAGGCUGGAAGCAAUCGUGUCAGUGAUCCACGGAUCGCAAUUCCGGGUCUCGCUGCGAGUACCUAUUUUGAUCCUGAGUUUGACUGGUGCGUCACCAGUGUUCCUCAGGUAGGGCUGAAUGGACGAAGUCUCGCCGAACCUCGCGGCCGAACCCUCGGUGGUAGCUCUGCUAUCAAUCUGGGCAUGGUCAUCUACCCCAGCCGGACCGAUAUCGACGCAUGGGAAGAACUAGGCAAUGAAGGAUGGAACUGGAAAUCAAUCUCACACUACCUGAAAAAAUCCCAGACUUUGACCCCGCCUUCCGACGAGAUCAAGCAGGAGCUUUCACUCCAAUACAUCGAUCCGGCCGUUCAGGGUCAAUCCGGCCMACUUCAAGUGUCGUUUGGCGAUGGACCGUUUCCAGCUUUCAAUGGAGCCUGGCCCAAGAUCUUUGAGAAUCUCGGUUACAAGCUGACCGGUGAUCCUAUGUCUGGUGUUGCAAAGGGAGCCUUCUGCGGUCCAGGCAGUAUUGAUCCUACGACCAGAGCGCGGAGCCACGCCGGUGUAGCGUACUAUAAUGUAGAGGUGGCCAAAAGACCAAAUCUCCGGGUCGUUACGGAAGUUCUGGUGGAGAAGAUCCUUCUCGAGAAAGAUGGCGGCAAAGAUGCCAUUGCUACUGGGGUCUUGUACUGUGCUAAAGAUGGUGUCCAGAAGACUGUGUCUGCUAAUCGAGAGGUCGUAAUCGCCGCAGGUUCGAUCAAGACACCGCACUUGUUGGAGCUGUCCGGUAUCGGUAACAGCGCCCUCCUCAAAUCACAAGGUAUCAAGACCAUCAUCGACAAUGCCAACGUCGGCGAGAACCUUCAAGAACACGGCUUUGUUCCAUUCAGCUGGGAAGCCGCGGAAGGCCAGGCCACAGCCGAAGCCCUUCGCAAUCCUGAGAUUGGAGCUGCGGCCAUGGCGGCCUGGCAACAAUCUGGUGCCGGUCCGCUCGGUCUCUGCCCUCUACCCUCUGCAUUCAUGCCACUCCCAGAAUCACAAAAUGGCCAGCUGAGCGCUCUGUUUGAUACGUACUUGAAAGAGGAAGCCAUCUCACCGCUCCUCAAAACACAGUACAAAGUACUUCGACGAAUGCUCGAGGACAGAGAGGAGCCCACAGGGCAAUACACCAUGGCACCCUUCCAAAUUCUCCCCGAAAAAGGACCUAGCCCGAAGGGAAUCUUUGGAAUGACUGAGCCGGAAAACUUUGUCAGUAUCGUCUCAGUUCUUAAUCGUCCCUUCUCUCGCGGAAGCGUUCAUCUCGCUUCUGCCGAUACUAAGGCUCUUCCCGUCUUUGAUCCGGCCUUCUUCUCACAUCCAUUGGACUUGGAGCUUCAUGCCCGCCACGUCCGCUGGUUGGAGACACUUGCUUGGACUGAGCCAUUGGCUUCUCUUCUCAAGGCUGAUGGUCGGCGAUUGCAAAGGUCGUCUCCGGAUAUGAGCCUCGAGACUGCGAAAGAAUUAGCUCGUGACAGAAUUAUCUGCCAUUAUCAUGUCGUGGGUACCGCCGCGAUGUUGCCGCGUGAGCAGGGUGGUGUUGUCGAUUCUCAUCUCAGGGUGUAUGGGACGCAGAAUCUCAGGGUUGUUGAUGCCAGUAUCAUCCCUAUUAUUCCUCGGGGAAAUACUCAGGCUACUGUGUUUGCAGUCGCUGAGAAAGCUGCUGAUCUUAUCAGGGAUAGUCACUAA